AUGUAUGUGAAAUGGUUUGAUACAGUAAUGUUAUACUAUGUGAUUUUAGUGAAUUUAGUGAAUGUCACUUUUAAAAUUUUAACAUUUCCCGCCAGUUCCAUCCCCCGUACGUCCAGUACGUCCUGACAUCGCAGGGAACGGAACCCAGAUGACAGAUGCCGGCAUCGACCGGAGGACAUUGCCGGGGACACUGCAGGGGGGACAUCGCGGGAGUGCAGGACAAGGUAAGAGAAGAACAGAUCCCGGAGCAACUCUGCAGGGUAUUCCCGAGUGUAGCUCGGGGUUACCGCUUGUGCUACACUCGGGAAUACCGCCAGGGAGGUUAAGA
This is a messenger RNA of Staurois parvus, 328 nucleotides long. Lineage: Eukaryota; Metazoa; Chordata; Amphibia; Anura; Ranidae. The record is from the annotation of a GenBank genome assembly.